CACUUGCUGGCCGGCACGCUCGCGGGCGUGACCACCCCACUGGUGGUUCACCCGCUCGACCUGGUCAAAGUGCGCCUGCAGGUGCAAGAUGCUGAGCGUCUUGAGGCAGGCGCCACCGCACAGAAUCAGCGCCCAUACUAUCGUGGGACUUGGCACUGCCUUCGAACUGUUGCACAGGAAGAGGGUUGGCGUGCCUUGUAUCAAGGCGUCAUCCCCAACGCCGUUGGCUCGGCCGCUUCUUGGGGCAGCUAUUUUUUCUUCUACAAUGCCUUUAAGCGCAUGAUGCAAGCACAUGUAGAGGCGGAUCGCCUCGGAAAUCUGCAUCAUCUAGCCGCCGGAACCUUGGGCGGCAUGUCCACGCUCAUCAUGACCAACCCCAUCUGGGUGGUGAAGACGCGCAUGUGUGUACAGGAUGCACGCGGGCCGGAGCGGUACACGGGGCUCAUCUCGGCGUUAUCUACUAUUCUUCGGGAGGAGGGGGUGCGUGGCCUGUACAAGGGCUUUGGGCCUGGCAUGUUGGCCACGAGCCAUGGAGGUUUUCAGUUUAUGGCCUACGAGCGCUACAAAACCCGCGUCAAUGGCUUUCGUGGUCGUGCUCACGAUGGCCAGCUGACUGUCCCCGAGUAUUUGGUGGGAGCCAUGCUCUCCAAGACGUUUGCCGGAACGCUGACAUACCCUCUUCAGGUAGUG
This is a messenger RNA of Monosiga brevicollis MX1, 690 nucleotides long. RefSeq lists its product as uncharacterized. Lineage: Eukaryota; Choanoflagellata; Craspedida; Salpingoecidae. Gene Ontology annotation, cellular component: mitochondrion. Gene Ontology annotation, molecular function: FAD transmembrane transporter activity; folic acid transmembrane transporter activity. The annotation marks the transcript as partial. The record is from RefSeq and is a predicted model, not a curated record. Gene Ontology annotation, biological process: folate import into mitochondrion; nucleotide transport. The transcript has 5 exons.